Molecule: messenger RNA, 822 nt
Organism: Didymodactylos carnosus
Lineage: Eukaryota; Metazoa; Rotifera; Eurotatoria; Philodinida; Philodinidae
Source: the annotation of a GenBank genome assembly
AUGUUCGCCAAUACAAAAACAUAUAAUCAGCUAUUAACAUCUUUUCCGAAGGAUUCAUUUCUAAGUGAAAAACAUGGUACUAAAGUCUAUGUUCCAAGUAACAUCAAAUCAGUGUUGGAUACAGGAAAAGUUGCCUUUAUAAAACAUGUUGACCAAGAUUUUUCAGUUGACAAAAUCAAGCAUGCAUUAACAAUAAAUGGAUUUAAAUUUGACAGUGCUGAACGCAUUUAUGUUAAAAAAGAUAAUAAACCAACAAAAACAAUAAACGUUAUUUUUGUUGAUAAAUUAAACUGUGAAACAUUUUUAAAAACCGGAUUAAAAAGUGAUUAUUUGCAUUAUGAUGCUGAACCGGCUAAACCAAAUAUACAACCCGUUCAGUGCUACAAAUAUUGUAAAUUUGGACAUCCAGCAGAAUAUUGCAAAAAUGUUGAAAUAUGUAAUAAAUGCAGUGGUCCACAUGAAGCAAACAUUUGUACAAGUACAGAUGUUAAAUGCAUAAAUUGUGGCGAACAACAUAUGACAACACCAAAACAAUCUACCAAAUACCAACGUGGAAAUCAUCACAAUAGUAAUAAUAAUGAAAUGAUUGAAGAAUUAAUAGAAAAAAUGACGUAUACAAUUGUUCAUGCACUGUCAUCUGCUAUGCAACACAUGGUUACAUCAAUUGUUUCGAUGAAAAUGCAUCGACAGCAAAUACCACCGUUAUUACCAUCUACAUUGCCAGUGAACCUAGUAACCAGCCGCAGAGGUGAGACGAUGCCACCACCAAUACAAGGAGAAACACAAGCAAUAACAACACAAAUUCAGCCUGAUCCACCUUAA